AUGGGACUCCUCGCACUCGUGCUCCCGUCACUUCUCCUCCCCGUACGGCGCGAUCUGGACCAUGGGAACUCUGACGACAACGGCGACAACAGCAAUGAUGAUGAUGACGACGACGACGACGACAACCACAACUUUCACGAUGUACUCACCACCAACACACCUCAUCCCCGCGUUCGUCGCGUUUACUCUAAUGUCACUCGCGCAGUCACGGAGGACGAUACCUUGGACAUCGAGUCUCCAAACAGGUCACCAUUUGCGCGCCUGAAGGAAUACGUCUGGCCUGACGACGACAAAGCUAGCAUGGAGUCUUUCAUACCGAACUAUCGUUGGACCCCCAUCAUAUCAGGCAUUCUCAUUCCGUUCUCUAUCCUUCUCGAGAUCCCCGGGCUCACUCAACACUGGUACAUCCGAACCGAGAACGAUGUCACGGUGGAGACCAAGCCCAACUCUAUCAUCCUGGACGUCGGACUCGGGAUUUCUGUGGCUUGUGCGGUUAUUGCCAACAUUGCUCUCGUCCUUCGCUUCCUCGAGAAGCGUGUUCAGACGGUCACCCUCAUCUGUAUCAUAUUUCUCACAUUACACGAUCUCAUCAACAUCGCGGCGGUUACUACAUUUGGUAUCGAGCAUCGUUUCAGUGACGGUUUCACCUAUGGGCCGGCUUUCUGGACGACUCUUUGCUCCACCAUCGUGUCAUUGGUCACCAAUGUGUCUCUCAUUGUUGAUCUCAUCCGUACUCCAGAUUUCUCCAAGCGAGGCAGCGGCUUGACUCGCAAGCAACGUGCUCUUAUGAUCAUUGUGAUCCUACUUCUCGUCUACCUCGCUCUCGGCUCGCUCAUCAACUUCGCUCUCCUCGAUCUCAGCUUCAUCGACGGUCUCUACUUCGCUGUUGUCUCCAUCGAAACCAUCGGGUUCGGCGACAUUACACCAAAGUCCACCGGUGCUCGUGUCUGGACGUGCUUCUAUAUCGCUGUCGGCAUCAUCAACAUCGGUGUCGCCAUCGCCAUGUGCCGCGAGACUGUGCUCGAAGGCCUCGAGAUCGGCUAUCGACGCCGGAUACGCGACAUGCGGCAGAAGCGUCGUGAAGCGCGCCGCUUUCGUCGGUGGAAGCGCCUCUGGCAGCGCGCGAUCGAGUUCCGCCUCCGCGAAAGUGGUCAGCCCGUGUGGGUCGCGAACGCUCAGCCCACUGUCAUAGCGGCGCGAAAGGGGAUGCACCUUCCGUUCUUCCGCAAGGUUGGGCGGACGAUCAAACGCACGGCAACGAUGACAAGUGUGGACCAUGUAUUCGGGGGCCAUCGAGGAUACCACCUCAACCUUGAUGCUCUCUCGAACGACCAACUGGAGGCCGCCGCGCUUGAAACAGGCGUCCCGCUCUCGAUGUUCCUUGACCCUAGCGAGCGGCAACAGUCCGGCUCCAAUGACCGCAGCGCUGCACACACCAACGAGACCCACGGGGGCGUCGAACUCGCCAACGCCGCGCAGGCUUUCAAGGAGUCGAUCGCGAGCGAUUGGCCUUCUUCAAACCUACAAACGCCCACGCACGCGCAGGUUGGCCGCAUGGCCGCGAUGAUCACCAAGUUCGCGGUGACUGUCGUCGGCGCGCACGCGCCCGCGCCGGGACUUCCACACGAGGCGUUCGUCGCGCGCACCGCAGAGGAGCGAGAGCAGCGAGGGACCCACGGUUCCCAGGAUCAAGGGGAAGCGAAGCGCCAUCCCAUGGCGCGAUGGCUCAACGAUCUGCCCCAUGGUAACAACACGCGUUCGGUGUGGGCGUACGAGAAGUAUAAGGAAGACGUGGAGGCGGAGGAGAAGAAGGCCUACUUCGUCAAGCUCACCAUUGCCUUGUCACUUUUUCUGCUGUUUUGGAUGAUCGGUUCUGCCAUCUUCUCGGCCACGGAGAACUGGUCUUUUGGGGUUGCAUUCUACUUCUGUUUCGUUGCUUUCACGACGACCGGAUAUGGUGACUAUGCGCCACGGACACCCGCUGGCCGGUCGAUCUUCGUCGUGUGGGCUCUCUUUGGUGUAGGCACGCUGACUAUCUUGGUGGCUGUCAUCCAGGAGGCGGGCUCAUCCCGUUACAAAAGCGCUUUGCACUCUCACGUCCUCGAAAAGGCCGUGGUCCAGUACCGCAAGAAGUCGUUGCAGGAAUCGAAGCGCCCGCAUCCCGAAGAUCGCACAAAGCAAGCGACCUCCAGUACCUCAGCAAAGAAGUCACACCAUGAUCGCCUACGUGAGAGAGAAACAGUCGCACAGCAGGCGCUCGAGACGCUUCCCCACGAGAUCGUCAUAAUGGCGGCUACGUUCGGCGACCUGAUGCGCUUCUCCCACAACGGUGGCAAGGGCAACAGCCUGAUCGAGAAGCGCGACGAGGACACGGCGGAGCGCGGGGAGGCCUGCGCCGGCGAGGGUCGGAGCGCGAGUGGCAAACUGAAGGUACCACGGGAGAUGCGCGCGCUGCUGGACGAGCUCGGCCAGUUGCAGGACAUGAACGGGCGUGUGCGCGGGGAGAUCCUCCAGGACGAGGAGUCGCGGAAGACUCUCAUCCUCCUCACUCUAGAGCGCUCGCUCAAGCGACUUCUGGGGUCGGCGGAGAAGGCGCUUACUGCGCUGGCGGACCGCGACGCGCUCCAGUCUCUCGUCGCCACUGCCGACCGCGUGUCGUCUGAGCGUGGGUCCGCACACAGUUCGUUCAGGCGCACGCGCUCCGAUGCGUCAAUCACGGCUGUGACUAGGAGUCGGCCCUCAUCUCCUCCUGCCACCCCAUCUCCUCCACCUCGGCCUGAGCGGAUACACGCGCGGGGGACGGAAGCACCGGGGGAAGAGCGCGGUGCAGGCGAAGCAGACGGGGAAGUCGAUGAUCACCGUCGCAUCGUGUCGGAUCCGAGAAAGCCGCCCGCGGGGUCACCGACGUCGCCAGGGUCGUCAUCGUCGGACCACGAAUGA
This is a messenger RNA of Epithele typhae, 2940 nucleotides long. RefSeq lists its product as uncharacterized. Gene Ontology annotation, cellular component: membrane. Lineage: Eukaryota; Fungi; Basidiomycota; Agaricomycetes; Polyporales; Epitheliaceae. Gene Ontology annotation, molecular function: potassium ion leak channel activity. Gene Ontology annotation, biological process: potassium ion transmembrane transport; stabilization of membrane potential. The record is from RefSeq and is a predicted model, not a curated record. The transcript is spliced from 9 exons. Bases 1 to 2940 code for a protein of 979 amino acids.